Phyllotreta striolata is the source of this 2700-nucleotide messenger RNA. The record is from the annotation of a GenBank genome assembly. NCBI's taxonomy places the organism in Eukaryota, Metazoa, Arthropoda, Insecta, Coleoptera, Chrysomelidae.
UUUGAUGUAGUUAAAUGAUAAUGUGACUGCAUAUACGUCAUUAAUUAAUUUUAUUUUAACAAAUAAUAACAAUAUCAAUUAUACCAGGUAUUUAUGAAGAUUUUAUUAGCUUUUCUACCCCUUUUUAUGCCCCUAUGUAGCCAACCGGAUCCUUAUAGCGUCGAAGAUGAAAAGAACCUGCAGUGUUGCGCUCGGAGAGCCGCUUGUUGCAAAACCUAUCCCACGGAUUUCGAGAUAAAAGCAGUGUUAUCGAAAUGCUCCAAGGUUGACAAAACCGCCGACAAGAAACGCACCCCGAUGACCGUCGUGAGGACCCUCAGGAGUCCCGAUUCCGACGACAGCGAGCGCAAAAAGGCCGGCGAAUCGACGCCGGGAAUAGCGAAUUGCAAGAGGAAGUUGAAACUCACGGUUAAAAUGAGAAACGCCGGCGUCACCGAUACUAAAAGCCAGUACGUGCUCGUCGAUCACGUGUUCGAUAGCGUUACGCAGCAGAAGCAGAAACUGUUCAAUCCCUACGUGCUGAAGAUCACCCAGGAACCCGUGCUGGCCGUCUACGGGCUCUGCUACGAUGGAGUUGUUAAUGCACAAGCUAAGGAACUGGUUGUUAACAAAAAUCAAGCUGGGUAUACUGGAUGUCGAUCUGAUAGUCCUAAUAAUCCUGUAUGCGGUUCCGUGAGUUACAGAAGCGAAACUGUACCUUAUAGCAACGGGUUUUGUUGUUCCUGCAAUAAAGAUAAAGACUCGGUGCAUUUUUUAAACUUCUCCAACCUACCAUACUCGUACAAAUUCGAGAAAAUACCCUCGUACGAAAAGAACUAUGCAGAAAACCACCUAACACCAUCUUUGAAAUCAAUGCAUAACAACAGCACAUAUUCCAAUAACGAACAAUCAUCUGAAAACAGAAACAUUGAAAAUGAUACCUCACAGGCACGUCCUCACAAACGUGGAGGCCAGAACUGCAACGACAAAUACACCCCGGCAAACAUCAUCAAUCCGGACGAUUACCAUUCGAGCAGCCACUGUUUGCAGUUCUCCGAUCUCUGGUACUUCGUGUACCGCAUUCGCAAGCCCAAAGUGCACCACAGCGUCGCCGUGCGGAUAUUCGAGAAGUACCAGACCUUAGAAGGCGUCUGCAAGUGGAGGGACCUCACCAAGAAAACCCCCGUAACCGUCGGUACGGAUUUCGAGAAUUUCGCCAACGAGGAUUCCACGCUGUCCGUGGGCUACGAUAGAAAACCCCUGCCCGACAACACGUUUACGCUGAAUUACCAGCUGCACAAGAUACUCGUUCCCGACGUGUUGAACGUUGACGAGGUGAUUCCGCAUCCGGAGAUCAAGGGAGGACCCGGGGAGUACUUGGUGGUUAAGAGCGCGCAAGUGCAGCAGAACGGGAAAACCUGCAACGUGGCGGGCGUGGGUUACGAAGCCUUCGCCAAGCAGGCCAAUCGUUGCUCGAACCCGAGGGGCACUUGCCUCAAAAACCAGCCGAUUCACAUGUGGGAAGAAGACCACGAUCUGGACGUGGAAGGAAAGAAAGGCCGAUACUUUUUGAAAUUCUACGGCCUCCUACCCGACGAACCUAUAUCGUCCGAUAAAGAAAACCGGACGUUAUCGAUGUACUUGACGAACAUUUACACGAGUCUCCUCGAUAUAGAAAUCAAAUCCGACGAUAAUCCUCUGUUGCGAGCCAACAGCUUGGCGACGAUAACCGAAGUGUACGUGGAGAGCACCAACUCGCAGAAAACCUCGAUCAUCGCCAAAAUAUUCAACUCCGGCUUGAUAUCGAGCGUUUUCUACGUCGGCGUGACGGAUUGCCCGUUGAAUUUACCGGCCAGCUUCAGCCACAUCUACUCCAAACCGGCGUUGAUACCGCCCCAGCACCAGCACGUCUACAACCUGGAAAUACAAUGCCCGCUGCCCCUAAACGGCUUCGUCUGCUCCCUGCAGGUGCUCAACGUCAAGCAAGAGCUGAUCGCCCUGCGGAAGAUCCGGCUGCAGCGGAAGGACCGAUGCGUCUGCGCGUGGCACUGCUCGUGCGCCUGCUACUCGGCCGAUCUGGGCUUGAAGUGCAAGCCGCUGUCUUUGGAGGCCUACCACGUGGCCGGCUUCCAAGGCGGCGAGCCGGCGGCGCUGCGCGUGGUGGAGUACACCUUCUGGGACGACAUGAUCGCGAUGUUUCUCUACGCGUUCGUGACGGUGUGCCUCACGCUGCUGGUGAUGGGGCUGGUCAAAGGCGUGGCGGGCAUCUGCGUGGUGCCCAUCGGUUUGUGGGGCUUGGAGGUCGUGCUGGAUCUGCCGAAGAAGAUCGAUAGGUAUUACGAGAGGGAUAUCAAUCGAUUGGCUGUGGUGUACGAUGCUAACGGGUGGCCUGUGCAUCCGGAGACGGGCGAUAGGGUGAGGAACAUACCGGCGCACGCGGAAUUCUGCGUGAAUUUGAUAUUUUUCAUCGUUUACCCGUUUUGUAUUGUUUGGCACCUGGUGAAGAAAACUUGUACGGGUAAGGUGGAGCGCAAGGAUAUCGAUGUUUGCUAUUGCAAACAGGGCGCCGCGGUGCAAAGGAAAAAUCGCAGUUUGCAGAAUUCUUUGAUAUUCAAAUCGAAAUGAAUGUAGUUAAAAAUAAUAUGUAUUGUAGAAAUAGGUAAAUAUCGGUUUAUUAUACUGAAUAAAGAUUGUAAGUUAGAUAUGUAGCAUAAAAAUAAC